GCGGCUUUGCUCCUGGUCCAGAGGUCACUGCUGUGAAACCUGUCUUCAUUAACAGGAGCACAGCGUUCCCUCUUUUUGUCGCCGUGAGCAGUGAGAGUGAGAUGAUGAACUGGACCAAGGCGUCCAGGAAAAAGAAGAUCAUUAUCGGAGUCUUGGCUGUUUCCAUUGUCACCAUAAUCCUUGGACUCGGCCUUGGACUUGGACUGGACCUGCAGAGAUGUCGAAACAAAGUCUCCCCACAGACAUCGUGCAGAAACCGAUGCUUCGAGCCGUUCGACGGCGACGCGCCCGGCUGCAGAUGUGACCGAGGCUGCGAAGCCAGCGCCAGCUGCUGCCACGACUACGCCGACGUCUGCUCGGCCCCGUCUCAGCAGUGGCAGUGCACGAGGCCGCGCUGUGGAGAGAAGAGGCUGACGCUCAGCAGGUGCCACUGCUCCGACGACUGCGUCUCUGCAGGAGACUGCUGCACCAACUACAAGCACGUCUGCAGCGGAGAGGAGACCUGGGUGGAAGGAGACUGCGAGGACCUGUCCAGUCCCACGUGUCCACCGAGCUUCAUGAAGAAGCCGCCGCUGCUGCUCAUCUCUCUGGACGGCCUCAGGGCCGAGUACCUGCAGACGUGGGGGACUGUCAUCCCUGUGCUCAGCAAACUCAAGAAGUGUGGGACCUCAGCUCCAUACAUGCAGGCAGCGUUUCCCAGCAAGACGUUCCCCAACCACUACGCCAUCGUCACGGGCCUCUAUCCAGAGUCCAACGGGUUGAUCGACAACACCAUGUUUGAUCCGGUUCUUAACGCCACCUUCAGCCUGUCCAGCCCGGAGAAGGAGAACCCUGCGUGGUACCUCGGUCAGCCCAUCUGGCUCACAGCCACAUACCAAGGCCUGAAGUCCGGGACGUUUUUCUGGCCAGGGUCCGACGUCAAAAUAAACGGCAGCUACCCCAACAUGUACAAACCUUAUGACGGCAAAGUCCCGUUUGAAGAGCGAGUCUUCACUGUGCUGCAGUGGCUGCAGCUGCCAGAUGAUCAAAGGCCUGAUUUCUACACCUUGUAUCUGGAGGAGCCUGAUAAAUCUGGACACAGCUUUGGUCCCGUUAGUGGAGGGGUGAUCGAAGCCAUCCAGGGUGUGGACCGGAUCAUUGGCCAGCUCAUGAACGGACUCAAGCAGAUCGGCCUGCACCAGUGUCUCAACAUCAUCGUUGUGGCCGACCACGGGAUGGAGGAGACGAGCUGCGACCGGAAGGAGGUGCUGGAGGAGCUGGUGGGUGAUGUCACUCAGUACUUUGUUACUGAGGGGCCAUUUGGACGCAUCAGAGCCAAGAACAGUGACGUGGCCUUCGACUCUGCUGGACUUGUAGCCAACAUGACUUGUAGGAAGCCCGGCCAAAGGACCAGAGCCUACCUGAAGGCCCACCUCCCAAAGCGCCUCCACUUCGCCCACAGCCGUCGCAUCGAGGACGUCGGCGUCCUGGUUGAGCCCAAAUGGCUGUUUGAGAGGAAACCCGGGUCUCUCACUUUCUGCUCUGGGGGGAAUCACGGCUACGACAACGACGCUGACAGCAUGCAUGCCAUGUUCGUCAGUUACGGACCCCAGAUCCGGCAUCAAACUGAAAUCGAAGCCUUUUCCAACACUGAGCUGUACAACCUCAUGUGUGACCUGCUGGAGAUCUCGCCUGUGGACAACAACGGGACCCACGGCAGCAUGAACCACGUCCUGCGCCGGCCCUUCUACGAGCCCAGACACCCGGCGGAGCAGAGCGGCCCGGCCCGGUGCCGUCUGACCAGCCUGGAGCCCGAGGACCCCAUGGGCUGCGCCUGCCCCAGCCCGCCUGGGAAUGAAAUCAACCAGCGUCUGAACCUCACUGCAGAUCAAGAGUCCGCUGCAGAGCAGACGCACGCUGUGCUCGGUCGACCCCGGAUGCUGCAGCCUGACCUGAGCUACUGCAUCCUCUACCACGAGGGCUUCAUCAGCGCCUACAGCCACAGAGCCCUGAUGCCUGUGUGGAGCUCCUUCACCGUGGACAAGCCGGUAAACCUGGACCCGUUGGCUGCGGUGAGGCCUGUUGCCUGUCUGAGGCCUGAUGUCAGACUUCCAGCGUCCCUCAGUUCCAGAUGUGAUCAGUAUGAGAAUGCAGGCAAUGUGACGAGCGCCUUCCUGUAUCCUCCCAAUCUGAACACAUCAGCCGAGCAGCAGUACGACGCUCUGCUGCUGAGCAACGUGGUUCCAAUGUACCCGGAGUUCAAGAAGAUCUGGGACUAUUUCCACAGAAGCCUCCUGAAGAAGUACGCGUCUGAGUACAAUGGGCUAAAUGUGGUGUUGGGCCCCGUGUUCGAUUACAACUACGACGGCCGGUACGACACUGCGGAGCAGAUCAAACAGUUUGUGCUCAACACCAGCAUCCCCAUUCCCACGCACUACUUUGCUGUGCUGACCAGCUGCAGGGACCCGGCCCAGGCGGUGAUGGCCUGUGGCGGCGAGCUGCAGAGCGUCUCCUUCCUGCUGCCGCACAGACCGGACGGCUCCGAAAGCUGCCACAGCGCUGAGGCCCAGUCAUCCUGGGUGGAAGAUCACCUGUGGUUUCACCAGUCCCGGGUCCGGGACGUGGAGUGGAUCACAGGCCUGGACUUUUACCAGGGCAGCAGUCGACCAAUCCCAGAGCUGCUAAGGGUGAAGACCCGCCCCACAGCCGCUAUUCAGAGGAAGCAAUGACAGAAUCAGCGGCAUCAGUGAUUAAUGCUUGUGUUUCAUUAGCUGCUGUAAAGUAACAGUUCUAUUUAUGUUGUUUGUAUAAUGACGUGAGCUGGAAACUCAGAUUAAAUAGAAUAAGAUUAAAUCCUC
Molecule: messenger RNA, 2837 nt
Organism: Betta splendens (Siamese fighting fish)
Lineage: Eukaryota; Metazoa; Chordata; Actinopteri; Anabantiformes; Osphronemidae
Product: ectonucleotide pyrophosphatase/phosphodiesterase family member 3
Exons: 25
Coding region: 102-2708 (868 amino acids)
Biological process (GO): nucleoside triphosphate catabolic process
Molecular function (GO): nucleoside triphosphate diphosphatase activity; metal ion binding; nucleic acid binding
Source: RefSeq, a predicted model, not a curated record